This is a messenger RNA of Mya arenaria, 1249 nucleotides long. RefSeq names its product sodium-dependent glucose transporter 1B-like. The record is from RefSeq and is a predicted model, not a curated record. NCBI's taxonomy places the organism in Eukaryota, Metazoa, Mollusca, Bivalvia, Myida, Myidae. Bases 6 to 1226 code for a protein of 406 amino acids. Gene Ontology annotation, biological process: transmembrane transport. The transcript has 3 exons.
GAUAUAUGCUCGGGAGUCUUGCUAUGGGAUACUGCUAUGAUAAAGUCAACCACUUGAGGUUAUUGGGCGUUAUAUCUGUCAUCAACGGCUUAUCGAGCAUAGUAUUGCCCUGGUGUAACAUCUAUGGACUGUUCAUGUUUGUCAGACUUGUCGAUGGGUUUCUUUGUGGAGGAAGGGGAGGCGGUGGUGAUGCAACUGUUCUGUCAAGGUGGGGCACAGAGAGCCGUCAUCUAACGCAGGGUAACCAUUUAUCGUACGGGCUUGGGGGCGUUCUGGCGCCGCUCGUUACCCGACUGUUUUUGGCUCCUAGGGUGCCACCUACUUCCAUAAACACCAACGGACAAGAUGAACUUGACAAUAUCAGUGAUGUAUGGAACACUACUGCCAAACCUAAUGACACUGACUCAUUCUCUAACAUUUCUAAAAUCUCACAAUCUUUAAAUAGCAGUUUUGGGGAGUCUGAUGUAGUUUAUGGUGAAACAAAAAUUCAUAUUGCUUUCGCCAUUACUGGUAUAGUAAAUAUAAUCUCUGGUAUGCUGUAUCUUUAUCUAUUCAUGAAAAAAUAUGACACAAUUCCCCCAUAUACGAAAUCAACAGUUAAACACGAAGUUGUUUAUCACAGGGCAAAAUUGACAACUGCUGAAACUGCUUUUUGUAUAUUUCUAAUAGGAGUGAUGUUCAUUACUUUUUGUUCUGUUGAGAGCAAAUCGCAGUCAUUUCUCUUGCCCUUUGUCAUGCUUCAAAUGGGUUGGACGAAAUUUGAUGGAGCCUACUUGUUGUCUCUUCUCUGGGGAUUCUUCACAGCAGGACGAUUCACUGGGGUGGUCAUCGCUCGUUUUCUUUCGCCAAGAAAGCUCGCAUGUAUAUGUCUUUGUACUGUAAUAUUGUCUUACACAGUUCUCUCAGUCGGCGGUUUGUUAGGGAUAAAUGCAAUAGUUUGGACAAUUGUUCCGUUCGCUGGCCUCGGACUGUCGGCUGUGUUUCCAACGUUCGUGGUAUGGACACAUGAAAAUGUUAUUGAAGUCAAGGGGAAAAUGAGUGGGUUCUUUCAGUUUGUGGGCGCAAUUGGCUUCUUCACAGAUCCCUUCUAUAUUGGUUAUUUAAUGGAAAAUGAAUCGCCGAUGUAUAUGUUAUAUGUAGGUAUCGCCCAAGCAACCUGUAGUCUUAUCAUUUUCAUUUCUACAUCACUUUGGAUAAAUUCGAGGAAAGUCAAAGCAAAGGAGUAAAAUUGUUGAAACACAUAACAGGA